AUGGACGAGGAACACAGGUGUUGUAUCUGCAAGAAGGCAUUCAAGACGGAGAAGGCGCUGUGCGGGCACAUGCGGACCCACCCGAGGUCCUGGAGAGGAGUGAAGCCACCCCCCGCGGCAGUACCGGCAGAACAGCAAGGUCGUGAUGUUCGAGAAUCGGCUGAGGCGGAAGAGCGAGGUCGUAAUGUUCCAGAAUCUGCCGCAGCAGAACAGAGCAUCCCUGUUCGAAAAUCGGCUCCCAUCAAUCAGCGCGCCGAGGAUGUGAAUCCGAGGAGAUUGGAAUCUGUUGUGAAUCAACUCUUGCUUCUUGCCGAGAAGUCACGUCAGCGGCCGCAAGGUGCUGAUGGUGGUAGCAGUGAGAAUAAAAUCACUAGUCACAGUAGUACUGCUCGUGGCGGCGGCGGCGGCGGCAAUGGGGAAGUUAUCAUGAAAGACGGGUUCAAUCAACCAGCGAGCAUCAGCGUCGUCGCUGCAGGGGCAGAGGCAGGGGCAGGGGCAGGGGUGGCGGUGGGCGCAAUCAUCGCUGCGCGCAAUGGAACAGUGUCUGACGUGAAAAAGGGAACGAGCUCGAAAAAGAAGGGGAGCAGUAGCAGCUCUGCCGCAGGCGGCAGCGGGGCCCACACAUGCGAGAAGUGCGGGAGGACGUUCGCGACGGGGCAGUCGCUCGGCGGCCACAUGAGGAAGCACUACGAGGGACCGCUGAUUAUUAUAAACAAGAAAAGAGCUCGCGAGCAGCGAGAGGAGACGCCCGCCCCGACAGUUGACAGCAGAGUUCGUGAACCGGCGCCGCCAACCGGCCGUACAGUGGCAUUGAUGGCAGCCGAGGAAGUGAGUUGCUUAAAUGCGCCUUUGGAAUCGCAUAACCCUGCGCUUCUGUCGCAAUCCGCGCAAGCGAGCGACGGUGGUGAUUGUGGGAGGAAUAAAGAAGAACCUGAAAGGUCGUCGGCAAGCAACGGAGCCUGCCGUCUGCUCGACUUGGACCUUAAUGAGCUGGCAGAGCCAGAGGAGGAGCCUAAGAACGCGCCACAGCUGGAACCGGAGAGGAAAGAUGAUGAUGGUGAUGAUGAUGAAUUGCUCUCCUUGCGACUUGGUCAAUUUGAUAUUCGGAGAUCUAGUCGUGUUUAA
Ananas comosus (pineapple) is the source of this 1125-nucleotide messenger RNA. RefSeq lists its product as uncharacterized. The coding region runs from base 1 to 1125 and encodes 374 amino acids. The transcript has a single exon. Lineage: Eukaryota; Viridiplantae; Streptophyta; Magnoliopsida; Poales; Bromeliaceae. The record is from RefSeq and is a predicted model, not a curated record. Gene Ontology annotation, molecular function: DNA-binding transcription factor activity.